AUGAGUAAAAACGAUGAAAAAACUCAUAAUAAUCGGAAAAUAUCAACAGCCAAUUUGAUAAAUACAAACUGUUUAUCAAAUGAUCAUCGCGGUAGUUGGCAAAUAGAAUCAGGAUAUUAUAGUGACAGGUCACAUUUAUAUUCACAACAACAACAACAACAACAGGAAUAUCCAUGUAAUCAUAUAUCAACAGCCGUCACAUCCUCAUCAACAUUUAAUCCGAAAAAAAUGACUGAUGAUGCUUUUGGUAGAGGUCUGUGGGACGAUCCUGGUCCCGCAAGACUUUUUACAGGACCAGAACCAAAAAACCAUUUUUUGAAGGAUCCAGGACCGGGAUCGGAACCAGAUCUUUUUGAUAAUAGUCUUGUAUGA
This is a messenger RNA of Didymodactylos carnosus, 372 nucleotides long. Lineage: Eukaryota; Metazoa; Rotifera; Eurotatoria; Philodinida; Philodinidae. The record is from the annotation of a GenBank genome assembly.